UUGUAUUAGUGAAAAAAAAGAACAAACACAGCUGCACACGAGAUUAAAAUUAUAAAAUAAUUUAUUACCUCACCCCGGCUUCCACCGAACCGUUCAACGGCCUAUAAUGUCUCGAGUUAACUUGCACUCUGUGCAAUUAAUAGAACCGUCGACAUCGACGACAGCAGAUCCACAAGUAUUAAAAAAUUCCAAAGAUGCAUACUUAGAAGCAGUGCGAAUUUUAUUAGUUUUACUGGAAAACGUUUUAAAAGAACCACAAAAUCAGAAAUAUCGAACCAUUCGCCUUGAAAAUAAAACAAUUAAAGAGAAGCUACUUUCACUUGUCGGCAGUGCACAAUUACUGUUUGCAAUUGGAUUUCAAAAACGUAAUAAUACCGAAUAUACUCUACCGCUCGAAAUACCACUUCAACAGAUCUCGGAGUAUAAAAAUAUUUUGCAGCAGCGCAGGGAUGCUUGGUUGAAGGGAGGGACUGUGCCCAAUAUUGAUUUUGAAGUUUCACUGAAAUCAACCGCUGCGAGCUCCAAUAUGAAUGCACCACCAGUAGUUAAUUUUAUACGACCUUCUGUGCCUUACCGGCAAAGAACCACAUUUCCUCUAAUGUUGCGCACUACCAAUAAAUUUCUGCAGUCACUUGAAUUCUAUUCAGAUGCCGUUAUGCAAUAUGAAGAUGAGAAUUUACUAAAUGCUGGACGUGAAAUUAUACCUAUCGAUGAUCUAACACAAAAGGCGAGUCAGAAACUGAUUUCAAUACAAGAGCAAAUUGCUGAAGGCGCAAGUGACAACAAAGAACCUUGUAUAAGAGAUCUCAUAUUAGUUGAAUUAGUGAAUUGGUUCAAUACAGAGUUCUUUGAAUGGGUUAAUAAUAUGCCCUGCAAGGUGUGUGGCAGUGAGGAGAGUAAGUUACGACGUACUCAAACGGAGGGUGAUGUACGCGUUGAAGUCGGUAUCUGCUGUGGGCAGGAAACUAAAUUUUAUCGUUACAAUGAUAUAUCCCAAUUACUAGUUUCACGAAAGGGUCGGUGUGGCGAAUAUGCCAACUGUUUUACGUUUUUAUGCCGUUGCUUGGACUAUGAUGCACGCAUUGUACAUUCCUUUUUCGAUCAUGUCUGGACGGAGGUUUAUUCUGAAAGUCAAUUACGUUGGUUGCACGUGGAUCCGUCGGAUAAUGUUGUUGAUUCGCCACUUAUGUAUCAACAUGGUUGGAAACGUAAUAUUGAUUAUGUUUUUGCUUAUUCCUGUGAUGAUGCACAAGAUGUUACUUGGCGUUAUACAAAUAAUCAUAAACAGAUUUUAAAAACGCGCAGGUUGUGUGCAGAAAACGAGCUUAUUGAAUCCUUAAUAGCUUUAAGAAAGAAGCGUCAAGCUAACCUUAGCGAGGAGAGAAAGAAAUACUUGAGUCAGAGAAGUAUGUUGGAAUUAAUUGAGCUAACAGUCGAAAGAGCACCAACCGAGAACGAACUAAAAGGUCGCAGUUCGGGUAGCUUAUCAUGGCGGCAAUCGCGUGGGGAACAUACAUUUAAUGACAUUUUUAUUUUCACACCAAACAACACUGAAAUAGAAAAAAAGCAAUUCAAUGUGCGUUAUUGUUGCUCAACUGAUCUGUAUGAACGUUACAUAAAAGAUGGUUCGAAUAUAAACGUGUUAACAACAUAUAAGACUUGGCAAAGUGCACAGUUUUCAUCUGAAAAUAUUUUACGUAAGGUGGAAAGAGAUUGGAAAAUGGUUUACUUAGCUAGACAAGAGGAUAGUGAUUAUGCAGAAAUUGUGUGGAAAUUUAAAUUUACAACGGAAAAUUUAAAAGUGAAGAAUUAUAAUUUAAUUUUCGAGAGGAAAACUUUUGGAGAAGGCCAAAUUGAAGUAUUAGUCACCACCGGCGAUGGUGAGACGAAUAUUGAGGGUGCUACAGAAUUUCAAAUUAAAGCUAAACUAUCAGGCGGUAAAGGUGAUGUUGCUUGGCAGCAUACACAAUUGUUUAGACAAGGAUUGAAUGCAAAAGAUUAUCCAUUUGAUUUGCAAAUUGAGUUUAUGUAAAUAGAUUUUAGCCAAAAAGCGUAUUGGAAGGAUAAGUAGAGAUUUACAACAUGAAUUAAGAUAGCUUUGAGUCCUGCAUUUGUUUUCGAAUUUCCAAUUUUUAAAGUUCCUGUUCAGAAAAGAUUCAUUAAUUUGUUAGUCUUUAGUUUUGAUAAUAUAUAAAAGUUCGGAAAACAAUUUUGAACUAGGUUUUUAGAAAUCGAAUAUAUGUCACAAAUCAUUUAUACGCUUUUAAUCUUCAAAAUUUAGAAAGUAAGAAAGAAAGCAAGAAAUUUUUUUCACUUACAAAAAGUUUAAAAACAAAUUGAACAGAUCAGGAUAAGUUCAGGAUCCUCUUAAACAGAUCAACGUCUCGAAUCGUUUUAGUCGUUUUCAUGUCAGUGAGACUUACAUAAUUUUAAGAAUAAAAUUUUUAUGCUCUUUAAAAUGUACAAUAUUAGUUGAUUAUAUCUCGUAAUUGUUGUUGUAAUCCGCAGGGACCUAAAGAGCAGAAAACAUGACAGGAUUGCAAGACAAAGACAGCAUGGAAUGUGUAGUAAGGGAGAUGUCAGAUGUGAAAUUGUGUUUAGUAAAGGUACAAUGUAAGUGCUAAUUGAACCCCGCAUCGUACUCCUAUGUUGUAGUCGUCUUAUUCUACCAAUUGAGCAAUUACUCAGAUCAAUAAUGAAUAUAUGAAUAAUAAUUUUUAUUAUUUUUAAAUAUUAUGUAUAUUUUGCAGAUCUUAAUAUUCUUACCAGUGUUUGUUAUAUAUUACCCAUCAGUAUUUAAGAAGAUUUUUUGAUUUAUUUUUUUGAAAACUUCGACGAAAAGAAAGAAGUUCAAGUUGUCGAUAUUGACGAGUGAUUGCAGGUCAACACUCUCUCAUUUUGCAAACCUGUAUAUCUACCCCAUAAAUUUUUAAAAACCAAUUUUUAUCUAUUAGAUAUAUUUUCACAAACUAUUUUGUAUAUAAAUAUAUUUUAUACUGAUAAGAAAUUCUAUCAUAAAGAUUCUAUACAUAAAAGGUUCUUUAAAAAAAAAAUUACUUUGUUGAAACAUUCCACAUAAAUUAAGUACUUAAAUAUCUAUUGAGAUAAUUUACUUAUUAUAAACAUUUCAUCGGUUGAUAGAGAUUUGCAUAUAGUGAUUAUAUGUGUUCAUGAUUCAGUUUCAAAUUCUUAUAAGGAAAUUAAAAUUUGUAUCAUAUACUUCGGGCCAACUUCAAACAAUUAUCAGAACUGUUGGUUCAGAUUUAUUUAAAUAUCUACUAUAAAAAAAUAUAAAUUUGACCUAAAAACCUUAUUAGACAUUUUAAACAACUCUCCUAGAUAUGUUGAGGAUAACGGAGACCAUAGAUACCAUAUAUAUUAUUAUUAAUUAGCUAGCGAGUCAUAAUAUUUGCGAUGUUCACAUCACUGUCUGUCAAUAAUUUAAUCUCUUAGAUAUUGAUUGAAUGAAAUUAGUUGAAUAUGUCAUAUAACGUCCACACACAUAAAUUAAAAAUAAUGUUUUAUAUCUAGAUUUCACUUCCAGAAAUAAUUUAAAAAUUUUUAAUAUAUUGGUAGCAGCACGUUCCUUGAGCCUUUAAAUGUAAGUCCAUUGUGAAAAAUGAGUUAAAAAGUAAAUAGUAGCAAAGUGAUUUGUAGUAUAACUAUGUAAGAAGGGAAUUGAAUAGUACUUCGACAUUUUGAUGACUAAGCAUGUAGAUUGAAAAUUUUUUUUGGAGUGGGUCGAACAUCUUCGGGUAGGUCCAACAUCUUUGAGUAGCUUAAACAUAUUCGAAUAGAUCACAAAUUUUUGUACAUUGGAAGUGUUUGAUCCAAAUUUUCGAAUUCGAGUAUAUAUCGCAAUCUUGAACACUUUAAAGCACUAGUAGGAUAUUUCGACUUUCAAAAUCAACUUUGUUCUUUAACUUAAUACCUACUUUUCUUUUACCUAAAAACAUAUGGCUGUGUUCUUACAUGACUAGCUUAAGUCUUAUUUACAUAAAUAUUCUUGUUCAAAGAAUUUUUUAGGAGGUACUUAGUUUUCUGGACACUUAGUGGAGCAUAAAGAUUUCUCAUUAACUACUUGUGUGUAUGAUUAAUAGAAACCUAAUAUCGUUUUUUAACACGCAAGGCACAUAUAUAUAUUUAAAAUUAAUAUUUAAAGUUCCUUGGUACAUUAGGACGAAUGACAUCCUUAGGGACCUCAAGAUUGAUCCCAUCAAAAAA
Molecule: messenger RNA, 4224 nt
Organism: Teleopsis dalmanni
Lineage: Eukaryota; Metazoa; Arthropoda; Insecta; Diptera; Diopsidae
Product: peptide-N(4)-(N-acetyl-beta-glucosaminyl)asparagine amidase-like
Exons: 8
Coding region: 107-2032 (641 amino acids)
Biological process (GO): glycoprotein catabolic process; protein deglycosylation; protein quality control for misfolded or incompletely synthesized proteins
Cellular component (GO): cytosol; cytoplasm; nucleus
Molecular function (GO): peptide-N4-(N-acetyl-beta-glucosaminyl)asparagine amidase activity
Source: RefSeq, a predicted model, not a curated record